Messenger RNA from Aspergillus aculeatus ATCC 16872, 1085 nucleotides. RefSeq names its product zinc-binding alcohol dehydrogenase family protein. The transcript is spliced from 2 exons. Bases 1 to 1065 code for a protein of 354 amino acids. Gene Ontology annotation, molecular function: oxidoreductase activity, acting on NAD(P)H; zinc ion binding. The record is from RefSeq and is a predicted model, not a curated record. Lineage: Eukaryota; Fungi; Ascomycota; Eurotiomycetes; Eurotiales; Aspergillaceae.
AUGCAGAAAGCUAUUGUCAUCGAUCAAGUCGGGAAACCGGCCAUCUCGAUCAACCGACCCAUUCCCCAAGCCGGCUCCCACGAGCUCCUCCUGCGGGUCACGGCCACGAGUCUCAACCCAGCAGAUCAGAAGACCCGUGAUGAGGGGUUGUUCUUCAAGCAAUCCUCUCAAGUCCUGGGCCAUGAGCUUGCUGGCGAGGUGAUCGCAGUCGGCCGCGAAGCGGCUGCGGCUGGAUUUCUCCUCAGCGACCAUGUCUUCGCCCAGGCAAACUUCGCUCCGGGUCAGGUGUUGGCCAACGCUGGUGGCUUGCAGCAAUACGCCGUGGUGGAUGCCCGAUUUGCGGCCAAGGUGUCAGCGGCCGGCCUCACCGAUGAAGCUGCCGCGACGAUCCCCGUCUGCGCGAUCGCGGCCUUCAUCGCCCUGUUCCACUCCACUGGUUUGGCCCUGCCCGUCCCGGCUGCGACCCCGGCGUCCCAAGCAACGUCGGAGUAUCUGGACAAGUCUAUUCUCAUCAUUGGAGGUGGCUCGAACUGCGGCAGAUUCGCUAUUCAAUUUGCCAAACUAGUCGGAUUCGGUCGAGUCUUGACGACCGCGUCUGCGCGCAACCAGACUGAGCUGAAGCAACUCGGGGCGACCCAUGUGAUCGAUCGUCAUGCUGGGGACGAAGCCAUCGUCCAGCAGAUCCGGGAUCUCACCGGGGACGGUUUGGUGCACGUCUUCGAUGCAGUCAACUAUGCGCCGGAGCAGAAGCUGGGGCUUGCGGUUCUGUCGAAUGCCCAACGGGGCUGCUUGGUCACGCUCAAUAGAACCCCCGAAGCUGCGUUCAGUGCCGCUGAGAUUGGGCCCAAGGCGGCUGGAUUCGAGCACAAGAUGACGUUCGGCUUCAGUGCACUUUACCCGCAAAUCUCGAAGUUGUUUUGGAGUAGAGUGGCCACCUGGGUCAAGGAAGGAGCACUGCGACCGGUGCCCUUCAGUACUCUUCAGGGUUUGGACUCCACGGCUGUGAACAAGAUCCUGGACGGUUAUCGCGAUGGUCAAGGCCGGAAAGUGGUCAUCAACGUCUGAACCUGGCGGGGGUGCGCGGA